This is a messenger RNA of Rotaria sp. Silwood1, 1035 nucleotides long. NCBI's taxonomy places the organism in Eukaryota, Metazoa, Rotifera, Eurotatoria, Philodinida, Philodinidae. The record is from the annotation of a GenBank genome assembly.
AUGUUGAGAACGGUAACUUUUUUUCAAAAAUCGGAUACAAUCAAGAGUAUCGAUAAUCUCACUCAAACGGAUGGAGAUUCAUUUGAAAGUUCAGAAAUAUCUCUGCCACGUUUCGUUCGUUUUUGGAUUCUUAUUCUACUUGAUAUUCCAUCUGUUACAUGUACAUUCUUUCUACUCUUUCAUCUUAUUCUAAAUCGAACAUUACGACGUGAAAUAAAUAAUCAUAUUAUUAUUAUUCUACUCGUAUUUGGACUAGCUGGUCAACUUAUUGAUAUUCCAUUAUAUCUAACAUUUAUUACUCAUGCAGGUAUAGUCUUUCCAUCGACACCUGCAACAUGUCUUAUUUGGUGGCUUGCUGCAUUUGGCUUUUAUAAUGGUGGUACACUUCUGAUGGGUUGGGCUGCUAUCGAACGUUAUUUGUUAAUAUUUCAUGAUCGAUUGAUGUCGACUAGUCGAAAACGUUUUCUUGUACAUUAUCUUCCUUUGAUUACUAUUAUUCUUUAUACUGGUAUCUUCUAUAUUGUUGUUAUUUUUAUGCCACCUUGUGAAAAUAUCUAUGAUUAUACAUUACCCAUAUGUAAUGCAUAUCCAUGUUAUCAGUCUUAUGGUUUACUUGGUAUGUGGGAAUUUGGUGCCAAUAAUAUAGCACCUACUGUAGCCGUUGCUUUUUUCAGUAUGUUACUUUUAAUUCAUGUUUCAUUAUUGAAACGCCGUCUUCAUCAACCGAUGAAAUGGCGUAAACAGCGUCGAAUGACAAUACAACUAUUAUCAAUUUCGUCGUUAAAUUUAAUUUUCAAUAUGCCACUCAACAUCCUUAGUCUAGCUCAUUUAUGUGGUCUACCGAGUGAUGUUGGCUUUGAAGCACAACAAUACUUUUACUUUUCAUGUUAUUUUCUUAUAUUAUUGUUUCCAUUCGUUUGUCUAUAUCAAUAUCCGGAUUUGUAUCGAAAACUAUAUUGUAAACGAGCAAAACGAUCAGCUAUUAUUGCACCUACACAUGCUACUUUAAAUUUACAUGGACGUAUUCGUUUCUAA